GCGCAAGGAGAAGAAACAGGACUUCAUCAAGCUGUGCGGCUCCGAAUUAGCCCUAUACUGGAUCCGGCUCUGCGGCAACCUCAACUGGGAUAGGAUGGCUCUGAGCCCCAAGGAGCCUCGCCUGAGGUCUGGACCGCUUGCAGAAAUCAUGCCAUUGACCCUCACCAAAGAUGCAGAAACCUUCAAUGGGUUGGAAUCCGAUCCUGCUUCGCCACAGGAGAGGCAGUCACCGUUGGGAGAGCUACAAGCUGCAUUCAAGGAUUCAGACCUGAACUCUGAAGAAUUUAAGGAAAAUAUUCUUACUCGACAAAGUGAAGCAGAAGACAAUAGUCAAUCAGAGCUAAAGGACACAGGCUCAGCUCUCCAUUUCCCGAAAAAGAGAAGCGCCCCUACCGUAAUCGUUGAUAGGUGUUGUAACUACGGUUGCUACAGAAGAGAGUUGGCUCGAUUCUGCUGAGAUGAAGCUAAGUGUGUAUUUCAUCUAAUAAUCGCAUGUAUUCUCACGGGUAUUCGUGUUCACUGAUGCCUCUGUCACCCCCACUGAGUAUUAGAAUAUGAAAAAUCACCAUUUGGGUUGGGGUUUUUAAUUUUGUGUGUAAGAAGGUAUUCCUUGCAUUGUUGUAGUUUUUGCCAAUAAAU
Molecule: messenger RNA, 639 nt
Organism: Hipposideros armiger (great roundleaf bat)
Lineage: Eukaryota; Metazoa; Chordata; Mammalia; Chiroptera; Hipposideridae
Gene: RLN2
Product: relaxin 2
Exons: 2
Coding region: 95-457 (120 amino acids)
Cellular component (GO): extracellular region
Molecular function (GO): hormone activity
Source: RefSeq, a predicted model, not a curated record